Periconia digitata is the source of this 703-nucleotide messenger RNA. The record is from the annotation of a GenBank genome assembly. NCBI's taxonomy places the organism in Eukaryota, Fungi, Ascomycota, Dothideomycetes, Pleosporales, Periconiaceae.
CAGACAUAUAUUGUAUACUCUGCCCCCAAAAUCGAUUGGGUGAAUACAAUAACCAACAACCGAACUUGCAUGCGACAUGAUUUGUUGUACACCACCUUGCUGUCCGUACGAGACGGAGUUGCGAUUCAUGUUGGGAAGGUACCAGCUUUUCUCCACAAUGAUGAUGACUUGCCGCUUCAGAACACGAAAUACGAAGUGCACCCCAAGUCACAGGGAUAUUUUGUAACAUGCUUGUAUGCACCCGCAACGCCAUCCUCAACGCCGCGUCGUCAGACGGGCAUUGCAAUCACCGUAGAUAGCCGUUAUCGGCCCUGGUCACGACGAUGCAGUAUCUUCAGAACGAGGAGGCUUCGAUACUAUGUGCAUAACACGGAAAAAAUCCGCUACUGUGAUGAAAAGCCGCUCAAUUAGCAGAGAGGGGCCCCGUUUGCCAGCUGACAUCACGUCAUUUCCUGCGAAUAAUCAUUGCUGUGGAAUCAUUUUGCCGGUUGAGAAUGGGGAAUCUGACAACCAGCUGUCCUGUUUUGGUUUCCCACUUUCGUCUUUUGGGAAUCCUUCGAUACGAUAUACCCGAGCAAACGUGUAAUGCUGAUUUGCCCUAACACUCGUCCUCUCCACUCUCCAACACUGAUCUACAUGUGUUCGGCUUCGGCGCAUGAACUUGACUCGCGAACACAUCUUUAAUAAGCGUAGUUUGGACUCC